Molecule: messenger RNA, 2520 nt
Organism: Miscanthus lutarioriparius
Lineage: Eukaryota; Viridiplantae; Streptophyta; Magnoliopsida; Poales; Poaceae
Source: the annotation of a GenBank genome assembly
AUGGAGCUGAGAAAGAAGCGCCGCCACCAUGGAGGAGCGGAGCUUCGCGCUUCGUGGCAUCCCUAUUUCUCACAGCGGAUGUGGAGGGUCUUCGAUUUCGUUAUGAAGGAAAGCCGGGAAAGGACAAGUGACAUUGCGAAUGCUAUGAGGGGUUCGCUGGCAGUCGUAGACGCCACGUUCCUGAGGGCAUCCAAGAGAAAGAAAGGGAAAGCCGUGUCGGUCACAUGCUGUGUGCUAGGGUUCGUGGUAUAUAUUGUUCAGUUUGUUGCAAUUUCUGAAUUUGUGCUGUACCCUGUAGCGGUUCUGUAUUGCUAUGGGCCGGGGAUCUCCCUGUGGCUUUCCAUGUGGCGCCUUCUUAGCGUGGAUGACUACGACAGCAUCCCCGACGACAAGAAGAAGGUGCCCAUGAACCUGUCGUCGGCGCUCACCGUCCUCUAUUCCUUGGGAGUGGCACAAGGCGUCGUCUUCGUCUACGGGGACCUGUGGAAUCGGCUGGCGAGAACCGGGCUAGCCAAAGAAGUGGCUGGGGACAGUAGCCUGGACACACAACUUGUGUCCGAGUACCUAGAGGACACCGUGACGGAGUGCAGGAAGGACCCAUCCUUCGCCAGGAGGAGGAACUUCGUCACGUACGCUGUGAACUUGCUGCUGAUGGAACCCACGUCCACAUCCACAUCCACAUCAUCCACCAGCAGCAGCAGCAAGUAUCUCUCCGGGCUUACCAUCCUCGGCUCCAUCCUCCACCUCCAGCGGGACGAUGACGACACGGACACCACCCGGCCGUGGCUCCAUGGACAGGCAACCAUGACGAAGCAGCUGCUCACAGCGUCGGCGUCCUUUGGCCAGGUGACCCACAGGCUGCUGGAGACGCUCGGUCCUGCAAGCCCGUACAGCGGAGCGGUGAGGCACCGCGCCGCGAGGGUACUGGAGGAGGUCGCCGGCAGCGUCCGCCUGGAGGAGUUCCCCGGAGCGACGCGGUGCAUAUCUUCUUCGCUGCUCGGCACGUUCGAGGAGCACUGCUGGAGGCCUGAGGGGUACGAGCGGGACCGAGACCUGCCCGAGGUGUACGAGCGGGACUGGCUGCUGAAAGAGCAGGAACGCCGCUACAUACUGGAGGUUGUGCGCCGCAGUCGCACGCCCUCGCCCUCUCUUCUUCGUCGUCUCCUGAAACCAUGCCGGCGCGUCGCCGGCGCCAAUGGGGACGGAUCGGUUGCACUUGCGCCGCCACGACCGGCGGAAAGUGACGGAGAGAAGAGCCGCUCUCUCGUCCGUGGCUACGUCGGGCUGUCGGUCUCAGGCCUCCGCGUGCUUCAGGCGCUGGCCGCCAGUGAGGACAACUGCAGGUUCAUCAGCAGCACACGAGAUGGAGGUGGUGGUGGUGGUGGCGGCGAGGUGUCCAGGAUCAUGAGGCCUCUGGCCUCGGAUGGAUUCCACAGGGACCACCACGACGAAUGCUGCAUGAUAGCAGAGGAAUCGCUCAAGCUCCUGAGCCGGCUCACGGCUGCUCCCGGCGAGACCGGAGAGGCGCUGCGGGCUCAGAUCGCCGGCGACACGGCGGGAGCCGUCGCCGCCCUCGAAACUGUUCUUGGGUGCCCCAGAUGCCAAGUGGCGCUGAAAAGGCAGGCAGUGGAGGUCCUCCUCGGCCUGCCCAUGGCGGGCACGUCCUCCAUUGUUGUGUCCCGUGGAAGUAGCACCAGCGGCAGCGGCAACACAGCAAUAAUAUUCAUGGGGAUUCUGCUGCACAUUUUCCUCUUGCCGGAUAAACACUUCGGCGGCAUGUCGGGUCCCACCCAUGUUCUGAAGAAGAGAAGCUGCACCAGAAGAUUGGCAGGCGAGAAGCUGCUCGCCAUGGUUUCUGCUUUGCAACAACCAAGCGAGGACCAUGGAGGAGGUGCCACUGCCACUGCCACGACCACGAGCAUGUUGCAAGCGGCUGGUGCUGCUCUGGGCAACCUCGCGGGCACGGUGGUUGGUGCUGGAAACGAUGCGUCAUGGCGGAUACAUGCAACACGCGUCCUGCAGGACCUGUGCCAGGAUUACACCAAGGAUGAUGAAUAUCUCAAGGAAAUCAAGAAAGCCAUGUGUCUUGCAAUGCCAGAGGUGAUCAAACAGCUACUUGAUGGCUGUGUGUCGACAACGCAAGCUGUAACUGUAACAGAAGCAAAGAAGAUCGUACACUGUCAGGCACCAGCUGCCGGUACCGACUUAGAACAAGGUGUUAUUUCAGAUGACACCAUUGGCGAGGAGACCAACGCUUCUCAUCAUCGUCAGCAGGCAAAGGAUGAUGAUGAGCAACCAGCAGAGGGAAUGGAACUGUACCAAGCCUUGGUAUCCUUGUGCCAUGGGAUACCCAACAGCUGGAUCGAGAUAGACAAAGAUUUGGCCGGUGAACUGAACGGCAUCGCAGCUGAGAUUUGUGCCAAAGAGGGCAUGCCUUUAGGUACUUUCAUUUCGCUACGGACCGAAUUAAAGCGUAGAUAUUGUUGGGAGGAGAAGAAUGCUCGCGUUCGUGCCAAUUAA